AUGGAAGAGCUUAAGGGCCUUAAUUUGCCAGCCUAUGAGUACCUUUCGAAGGUUGACCCUGCAACUUGGUGUAGGGGAUGGUUCAACACAUAUGCAAAGUGUGACCUCUUACACAACAAUUUGGCCGAGUGCUUCAAUUCUUGGAUCACCAAGUUCAGAGAUAAGACCAUACUGGUAAUGUUGGAAGGCAUUAGGACAAGUUUGAUGAGAAGGUACCAGCGGAAAAGGGAAAUUAUAGCUGCGAUGGAAGGCAAUGUUGGGCCAAAAAUUAAGGAGAAGUUGGAGAUAGAAGAAGAUGAGGCCGGACAUUGUACACCAACAUUUGCUGGUGAUGGUUUAUUUGAGGUCGAGUGCAGGGGUAGAAGGUAUGCUGUGAAUUUACCUGCCAAGACAUAUGGGUGCAGAAAGUGGGAUGUUUCUGGUAUCCCAUGUGCUCAUGCCAUCUCAUCAAUAUGGCACAGUGGAGGCAACCCUGAGGAUUAUCUGAGCCCAUACUUUGGCAAGGAGAUGUACCUAAAGGCAUACACACCCAUUAUCUACCCUGUACCCAGUGAGGAGCAGUGGACUAGGACAAAUCAACCCAUCAUUGAACCACCUAAGGCAAGGGCAUCUUCGGGAAGACCUAAAAAACUGAGGAACAGAGGGGCUGAUGAGACCUUAAAUCCCUACACAGUUAGAAAGGGUGGUACGAAGAACUAA
This is a messenger RNA of Alnus glutinosa, 699 nucleotides long. RefSeq lists its product as uncharacterized. Gene Ontology annotation, molecular function: zinc ion binding. The record is from RefSeq and is a predicted model, not a curated record. NCBI's taxonomy places the organism in Eukaryota, Viridiplantae, Streptophyta, Magnoliopsida, Fagales, Betulaceae. The coding region runs from base 1 to 699 and encodes 232 amino acids. The transcript has a single exon.